AUGUCACAAACUUCUUGGACUCGCAAAUCGCAACUUUCAGAUACUUCGAAUACUUUAGACAAUACAGAAGUUCCACUGCAAGAUCAGCCAGCUAGUGGCUAUUACAAUCCUUCGGGUGUAAUAAUCCCCCCUAACAAAGGCAGCAAGCAUUAUUCAAUGGAUGAAGUCUUCAAAGUUUGGUAUGAUAAUAAAGAACGUAUUUUAAAUACUAUUUCUUCAAAUUCAGUAACCGAAACAGAAAAUUACAAAGUAUCAGAACCGAAUCAAAUUUAUCAUUUAGACUUGCAAAAUUUGAACUCCGAAUCUACAAAAGAGACUCCCGUUACUUCGCAAUCUCCUAAACAAAAUGCAAAUGAUUUGAAUGAAUCUUUAGCCAAUUUAUCUAUUGUUGAUCCACCGAAUCAAACCUUAAAUGGAGCUGCAAAUGAACCAGUUAGGUCUUCGCAAGGACCUCCUCCGGGUAUUUUCCCCAAAUCUGAUAACCCUGUCUCGAGUAAUCCCAUUUCUGAAACUCCCCUUUUGCAUCCAUCUCAAAUUGAAUGGUUUUAUUUAGAUCCUAGUGGUAAUGAACAAGGUCCUUUUAAUGGUAGUAUGAUGCAGGAGUGGUUAACUGAUGGCUAUUUGAAUCUCGAUUUGAUGAUUAGAAGAAAAGAAGAGGGCCAAUUUCAAACUUUAAAACAACUAUGUGAUAGCCUUGAGAAUUACAUUCAACCUUUCCAAGUCCCACUUCCUGAUUUAAGUUACGCUAAAGCCAACGAUGUUUCACACAUGUCUGUUCAGAAUCCAAAUACUGCUCAACCUCAAACUCAGCAAUUUGAUCAAUUCCAAACUCCCCAAAAUACAAGAGGACUUCAUCAACCUCCACCGCCUCCACCUCAGCAACAACCCUCAUUACCUUUUGGAAACCAGCAUCCUUCUCAAUUUCAUCAAUUUUUGUCUCAUGGACCUGGUAAUCUUGGUGCUGCCAACAUGAGAUUGAACACAACAAUGGGUUCCCAGUCUAAUUUAUUUGGUAAUGAUUUCAUGUCACCUCAAGAUCCUUUCAGCGCUACUCCUUUGUCUUCUCUGGCAAACCCGGCUUUUACCAACAAUCAGUUUGGUAUCGAUGCCGUGAAUCCUAGUGGUUUGGGUAGUUUUAAUCAACCUUUGUCUAGUGGAUUGCAUAUGCCAUCUUUAUUACAACAGCAAAUCCAAAGUCAACAACAACCAGUUCUUUCCAGGGCUAAUAGUGGUUGGGGUAUUGAUCCCUCAAGUGGAUUCAUGGGCAGUACACCAACUACACCAGUAAAUGUUAGCCAACCAUUAGCAUCUCAAUUGACUCAACCAGCACCUUUAUCUCCAUGGAUUUCGGCCGCUCAAUCCCAGUCUCGAGUCAGUUCUCCUUUUGUUCCUUCUUCAAACUUACCUAGUAAUGAUAAAAUAGAAACGAACAGCAAUUCAGUAAAUUAUCCUAAUACUAAUCACCAACAUGUUGAUGAUCAUGUAUUAAACCAAAUUCAUAAUUCAGUUACUGAUAUCUUAAGCGAUGGUGAAGACCACAGCUCAAAUAAUUUACCAGUAAAACUGGAUCAAAUUUCCCAACAAAUUCCUGAACCAGUUCCUGAGCCGAAACCUUUCUCACAACCAGUUCCUGAACCAGUUCAUGAAUCAAUUCCUGAGCCAGUUAAUGAACAAACCUCUGGUUCAGUCAUUGAACAACAACAGCAAUAUCAACAACCAGGGCAUCCAAGCCAACAAGAACAACAAGAACCAUCAAAACAAGGUCAACAAGAUACUCCUAAACAAUCUGUUGAAACUGAGUCACCAAUCCAAGAACUUCAAGCCUCCAAAUCUAAAGAAACUCCAUCUAUUGAAAACUUGAAACCUGCAUCUCAACCUCAACAACAGUUGGCGCCUUGGGCAGCAGCUACUGUUAAGACUGAAUCUCAAAAGAAACCAACUUUAACCUUAAAAGAAAUUCAAAAAUUAGAAGCUGAAAAAUUAGAAAAGCAAAAACAAGAAUUAAGAAAUGAAAAAGCUGCUGCCGUUGCCGCUGCUGCAAGACAAUUAGCUGAAGAAGAAAAGCAACAACAAUUGUCCGAGAAACCAGGUUUACCAAAGACAUCAAGUUGGGCAACUAAUACUAAACCAGUGGUCGCUAAGAAAACAUUAGCUGAGAUUCAGAAAGAAGAAGCAGAAGCUGCUGCUAAGGCAAAAGCCAAUUCAGCCGCCGCAGCCAUUGCAAUGAAUAAUUCAACAUCAAUGAGUAGCUCCACAAGUAAGCAAUCUUUUGCAAAUGCCGCCGCUAAUUCUGUUUCAAAAGAUGAUGGAGCUUGGACUACUGUUACAUCUAAAAAACAACCAGUUACUACUAAAAAACCAACAACACCAGUUAUUACCAAUAAUUCUAUCAAAUCGUCCCCACAGUUAUUAAGAUCAGUUUCGGCCUCUAAAUCUAAUGUUCCAACCAAUACUGUUGACUAUAAUGGAAUCAGAGAAGAAUUUUUAAUCUGGGCUAGAUCGAAUAUGACCAAUUUAUACCCAACUGUUUCCAAAGACGAUUUAUUAGAUAUUUUCAUCACUUUACCAACUAAUCAAGAUUCAUCACAAUUAAUUGCUGAAACCAUUUAUAGUUCAAGUGCUAUUAUGGACGGUAGACGAUUUAGUCAAGAAUUUUUGAAAAGAAAAAGCAAGGUUGACCAAACUAUUGGGGCUAGUGAUGAUCUUGAUUGGCAAAGUGCGAUUGUUUCAAGUGCUGAUAAAGUUUCAACCGUUGAUGAGAAUGGUUGGAGCACCAGUGUCAAACCUAAGAAGAAGGGUAGAAAACAUUGA
This is a messenger RNA of Hyphopichia burtonii NRRL Y-1933, 2811 nucleotides long. RefSeq lists its product as uncharacterized. Gene Ontology annotation, molecular function: protein binding. Lineage: Eukaryota; Fungi; Ascomycota; Pichiomycetes; Serinales; Debaryomycetaceae. The coding region runs from base 1 to 2811 and encodes 936 amino acids. The record is from RefSeq and is a predicted model, not a curated record. The transcript is spliced from 2 exons.